This is a messenger RNA of Neltuma alba, 1579 nucleotides long. Its product is annotated as acyl-protein thioesterase 2. The record is from RefSeq and is a predicted model, not a curated record. NCBI's taxonomy places the organism in Eukaryota, Viridiplantae, Streptophyta, Magnoliopsida, Fabales, Fabaceae. The transcript is spliced from 9 exons. Gene Ontology annotation, molecular function: hydrolase activity. The coding region runs from base 494 to 1258 and encodes 254 amino acids.
UAAUGGGAAUCCAUCAAUCAUGCAGAAAUUCAUAAACAAAUCAUUUGUGAAAGGAAAGAUAUUUUCUUUUUUGCAAACUUAGGUUAUUCUCUCCCUUUCUAGCUCUCCCUCUGUCAGGUUUUCAUUAAUAUUCUUCAGUUAUCGUUGUGGCUUCCUUUAUUUUCAAGCCACUGUCCUCAAAGCACAGAUUCUCUAAGCUUAGAAACGGAUGAAUGUGAUGUGCUGAUAAAGGGUUUACUCCUUUGGUCUGUCUCUAGUUCCUUCCUUUUCAUGGAUGCCCAUCUCUAUCUAGGUGGUUUUGGCCGUGGUCUAUAUAGCUUUUGUGCUCACUAAUACAUUUGCAAUGCAUAUUCACACGUUUUAUUCCAACUCCACCAUACCCUUCUGUGUAUAAAUACACCACCAUUCCCCAUUUUCUUUCAUUGCAGAUCCUCUUCUCAUAUAGUCGUUGCAAUAGCUGAGGGUGCUUUCAAAACAGUUUGCAAGCUGCAAAAUGAGCUACGGAUAUUCUCAUAUGGGCUCUGGUAGCAGAACUGGUCGAAGGACUUUUGAGUUUGGGAAAACCCAUGUGGUAAGGCCCAAAGGAAAGCACCAAGCCACUAUUGUUUGGUUACAUGGUCUUGGUGACAAUGGUUCCAGCUCCGCUCAGCUUUUGGAAUCUCUUGCUCUUCCAAAUAUCAAAUGGAUUUGUCCUACUGCUCCUAUCCGUCCUGUAGCUGCACUUGGCGGUUUUCGUUGCACUGCAUGGUUUGAUGAGGGAGAGCUUUCAGAAGAUGGUCCUGAUGAUUGGGAGGGUUUAGAUGCUUCAGCAGCUCACAUCGCUAACUUACUGUCUACAGAGCCAGCUGAUGUGAAAGUUGGUGUUGGAGGCUUUAGCAUGGGUGCAGCAACAGCACUAUAUUCUGCAACUUGUUUUGCCAUGGGAAGGUAUGGAAAUGGCAUUCCAUACUCUGUCAACUUAAGAGCAGUUGUUGGAUUAAGCGGCUGGCUUCCGGGAUCAAGGAGUUUAAGAAACAAGAUAGAAGUGUCACAUGAAGCAAGAAGGCGAGCAGCUUCAUUACCCCUUUUGCUGUGCCAUGGACUAAGUGAUGAUGUUGUUCCCUACAAAUACGGGGAGAAAUCAGCACAGUCCUUAAGUUCCGCAGGAUUUCGAUAUAUGACAUUCAAAUCCUAUGAUGGCAUUGGUCAUUAUACAGUUCCUAGAGAGCUGGAUGAAGUCUGCAAUUGGCUUAGCUCAAGGCUGGGGCUUGAGGGGUAAACAUAAAUGGCGUGCUUCGGUGUAGGUAGAUCAUUAUCAUUGAAGGGUUGGGUAUAUCCAUAUAUAUAUAUAUAUAUAUAUAUUAUGGAUACAUAUGGUGUAGGAGAAUUUAUUUCAGGGUCUUUUCUUUUUUUGGUCAUGUUCCUGUUGAAUGAUGCUCUGAAUGUGUUUUCAUGUUCCUCUGUUGUGUUAUAUUAUUAAGAUCCUAGAGGCUAACAGUUGUACUAUUAGAUAUAUUUAGCUUUAAAUCGAUGGCUUCUUUAUCUCUAAAGGUACUGUGAUUCAUAGUCAUAAAGAAAUAUGGCAGAUGUCAUUAAGAGU